Messenger RNA from Cariama cristata (Red-legged seriema), 912 nucleotides. RefSeq names its product thioredoxin-related transmembrane protein 4 (gene TMX4). NCBI's taxonomy places the organism in Eukaryota, Metazoa, Chordata, Aves, Cariamiformes, Cariamidae. The record is from RefSeq and is a predicted model, not a curated record. The transcript has 8 exons. The coding region runs from base 1 to 912 and encodes 303 amino acids.
AUGAAGGACCCAGAGGAAAUUGGAUUCUACCUCUUCAGUAGAAAUUACCCGUUUCAGGUUCAGUCUUAUUUACAUGAAACAUCUGUGGGUGGCUGGGGAGAUCUCUGUCCACAGCCCGUAAGAAACUAUGCUCCGUGGUGUCCAGCUUGUCAACAGAUUGAAUUGACGUGGGAGAGUUUUGCAAAGGAAAGCGAACAUCUAGAUAUCACUGUAGGAAAGGUGGAUGUCACUCAAGAACCAGGUUUGAGUGGCCGAUUCUUUGUCACAACACUUCCUACAAUUUACCAUGCAAACGAUGGAGUAUUUCGCAGAUACCGAGGGUCACGGACGUUGGAAGAUCUUCAAGGUUAUGUUUUAGAGAGAAAAUGGGAAGCUGUGGAACCUGUAGCAGGAUGGAAGUCUCCAUCUUCUAUAAUGAUGCAUGGCAUGGCAGGGCUAUUUCACCUCUCUGGAUGGAUCAGGCAAAUUCAUAGCUACCUCACUGGCACUCUUGGAAUUCAUGUUUGGAUUUCUUAUGCAAUCUUCAUCUUAGCUACCUUAUUGAUUGGCCUGUUCCUGGGUUUGAUACUGGUUUUGAUUUCAGACUGCCUUUGCCCAUCCAAGUCAAGAUACAGAGCUGAAACAUCUGAAGAAAUUACAAAGGAUAAUGUGGAGAAUGCAGCAUUAGAAGAACCAGGGGAGGCUGCAGAGCUUUCUGCAGAUGAUGUGGAAGAGACUGCAGAUGUAAAAGAUCUCUCAGAUGGAGAAGAUGCAGCAAAUUCAAGCGCUGAUGACUCAGAGGAGGAUUUACCACCUAGAAAAGAAUCAGGGGAAGAAGAUAUGGAAGACUUAAGUGAACAACCUUUAGUUGAUUCAGAGACUGAAAGCUCAGUAAGACAGCGUAAAAAUCAGGUGGCUGAUAAUGGACUGUAG